AUGGCCGCACGCCACGGCGGCACCAUCGCUCUGGAGCAGAACGGUGUGGUACCCUCCAGCUGCGCUCGUCUGCGAGGGCCCGCCCGCCGCGGCAGUGCUCGGGGGCGCUUGGGGCUCGGGCUGCAGCUGCCGCGGCGACGAAGCGCCCCGUAUCCCGGCGCGGAGAGAGAGAGGGCGCAAAAGGAUUUGUUGGAUACCACCACCCCCGACGCCUCGAGCCCAACGUGCUUCCGCUUUGGGCCCGAAGUCCCUGCGUGUCUGGCCCUCCACACGAAAGAUGCGAGCAGAAACAGCAGCUCCUGGUGA
Molecule: messenger RNA, 306 nt
Organism: Prorocentrum cordatum
Lineage: Eukaryota; Dinophyceae; Prorocentrales; Prorocentraceae
Source: the annotation of a GenBank genome assembly